AGAAUUCAAAAUUAAAAAAAAAUGUUAAAUCAAUUGAUUACCAUGAAUCAUGUAAAUCAAUCGAUCGAUAUUGAUAAUUCGAUUGAUGAAAAAAAUGAUCGUUGGAAUCAUUUACAUCUUUAUAAUGGUCUUAAACAAUAUAAUAUUGAUCCAGAUAAUAGACGUUAUCCAUGUUGUUUAGUUUGGACACCAUUACCAUUAAUACAUUGGAUUUUACCACCAAUCGGUUUUAUUGGUCAUCUUGGUAUUGGUCGUUCGGAUGGUGUUGUUCUUGAUUUUGCCCGUCCAUAUCGUGUAUCAAGAGAUUCAAAAAAAUAUGGUAGAAGAUUAAAAAUUCUUCCAUUAAAUCCAAAAUUAGCACGUGAUGGUACAAUAGAAUCAUGGGAUAAUGGUAUUGAACAAGCGGCAAAAAUUUUUGCAAAAAAACCACAUCUAAUAUUAUGGAGUAAUUGUUAUACAUUUGUUGCAUCAGCAUUAAAUAUAAUGGAAUAUAAUGGUCGUUCGGAUUAUACUGGAACAGAAUUAUUUUGGUUAUUACAUAAUCAUUCGGAUUAUCUUGAUACCAGAGCCUUUGUUCGUACUUGGGCACCAUUUGCUGUGAUCAUUUUAUUGGCAAUAUUUUUACAUUUUCUAUUCGCUAGUUUAUUAAUUGAUUUUUGACAACAA
Dermatophagoides pteronyssinus (European house dust mite) is the source of this 666-nucleotide messenger RNA. Its product is annotated as transmembrane protein 222-like. NCBI's taxonomy places the organism in Eukaryota, Metazoa, Arthropoda, Arachnida, Sarcoptiformes, Pyroglyphidae. The record is from RefSeq and is a predicted model, not a curated record.